Molecule: messenger RNA, 1194 nt
Organism: Drepanopeziza brunnea f. sp. 'multigermtubi' MB_m1
Lineage: Eukaryota; Fungi; Ascomycota; Leotiomycetes; Helotiales; Drepanopezizaceae
Source: RefSeq, a predicted model, not a curated record
AUGUCUUCCUUCCUAGGCGAGAAACGAGAGCUGUAUAUACACGGCACUGGCGUGAUUGUUACACCCUCAGGCUGUGGCAAUUCGGGAGUGGUUUUUUUCUGCGUCACGAAUCUUGCAGACCUGGGCUUUCCCAUUUUUGAUUCUCGGGCUUCUUACCGCGGUCUUCCUACCGAUUUCCAAAUGUUGCCCCUCGAUCCCGGGCGCCUUCUGAUCUUUCCUGGGCCUGGUCAAGCCUGGCUGCCAGCUGCCAGAUAUCAGUCAAAGCUUAACUUGACUUUGCUCCAGCUGCGAAACUCGAUUCCAGCUCGCGGCGCCGGCGAGUCCACAUCAGAAAACAAAGCAACCCAGUUCGGCGCUCCCAGUUCAGACUCCUCGAGUCCAGCGCUGAAAACCAAAUCCUCUCAGAUCAUUACCUCCCAGCAAUUACUUCUGGGAUCCGGAAGCAGUUCCAUUGACCCCCCCGCGCGCCCUAAGGGUCGUCGGAGCAAAGCUCAGUUCUCACUCAUCCCCACGCCUCACUUCCAGGGCAAAUCACUGAUACUUCAGGAUUUUCUGCCUCCCCUCCAGAUCUACUCCUUCCCCAUCAUCCUCUGGGCGACAUUCGCCUUCGCGUGCACAGCCAAUUGCCUCUUGCCUCUGAAAUUAACGCAGUCGCAAGUCUUCGCGGCACCUCCGCAUUUAUUCACCCCUGCGCAAGUGGGAUUCGUGAAUUCCGCGUUCGUGGUGGCUGGCGUUAUUGGGUUGUUGACGGCUGGCCCCCUAAGCGACUGGGUGAGUACCGGUAUGAGGGCCACAGCUAGGAACAAUGGGAUUCGAGAAACGGAUAUGAGACUGGUGGCCUUGGUACCGUUGCUGCGGUUUGAUAUCAACGCCACUGGCCAUGGCAAGCAAUCGUCAUCAUCGGAUACGGCUAUUGUGAUCUCGUAUGCCCUCGACUGCUACAAGAAACUCUCGGGCCAGAUCACGGUUUCUGCAACUGUCAUCAAGAACACAUUUGGCGCAAGUCUCUCUUUCGAUCGUUUCGGCAUGAUCUUCUUCUACAACGACUGGGCUGCUUCCGCCGGCUUCAUCCCACCCCUCAUGAUGAGCAUGGCUCUUGGGGUUGGGAUCACGGUCAUCGGGAUGUGCAUCUUCAUCCCAUACGGAAAGUCGUUCCGCAGACGGACUAUAAGCUCGAGUCUUCAGUUCCUGUAA